AUGACUUUCAACGUUUCGAUACAAAAUAACAAGGACAGUUUUAUCCCGGUCGUCAAAAGAUACGGCUAUUUUGACCCUCGCGGUGAACCGUACAUCAUCAGAGAGGGCAACAACUACGUGGACGCCGACCCUCUAUUGGACUAUAUACACUGGGUAAUCGCCUUCAUCGUCAUCCCAACCGUCUCCAUCUUGGGAAUCAUCGGAAACUCCAUAAGCCUUGCUGUACUCACCAAACAUGGAUUCAGUAAAAGCUCCAACGUUUUACUGUUCAGUCUGGCUUUAUCCGAUAUUUUGUUUAUGGUUGGGGUAACGGGGCCCCCUAAGGCCAUGUAUGAAUGGGGUGGUGGGGGUUUCCAGUACCCUGAGACCACAGCUCACGUGCUGUACUAUUUAUAUCAUAUUUUUGAUAGUCUGAAUUGGGGAAGUGGUCCGCCGUCGCUCUUUGUUCCAGUGCUGAUAACAAUAGAACGACUAAUUGCAGUUUUUCUACCACUGAAGUUCACGUCAAUUGUGACUCCUAAAAGAACUGCCGUUGUUGUUAUAGGCACCAAUGUGGUGUCUUAUGGAGUUCAGAUCUAUGUCCGUACAUGGUUUGAGUUUGUGUACGUCUUUGAUAUCGCCCGUAAUGCCUCUGUUGGUUAUGCAGCCAGAACAGCUGCCUACUGGACCCAACGUGGAGCCAACAAGAUCAUUGCUAUUUUCGUCAACUGUCUAAUGAUUUUGGUCAUAUUUGUCUUCUGUGGAUCAAUUGCUAUCGGGAUCAAAAUUAAGCUGGCGUCUAUUCGGCGACUGAAGAUGACCGCAUCUGGGAAACAGAAUUCCAAAUGCGAUGCAGGAACAUCCAGAACAACGAAGAUGUUAUUAUGUUUAUGUUUCUUUUAUGCUAUUGCUUGUGCCCCUAUAGGGUUACCGGUGUUUAUUCCUGGUUUUAUGUCGUUUCCCGUGUACACUGAAGAACCGAACUUUCAUUCUGUGGGAGUGUUUAUUUACCACAUCUAUAAGCUUAUCUACUGCAUCAAUGCAUCUAUCAACUUCUUUAUCUACGUUUUAAUGAGUAGAAGUUUCAGAAAGACAUUUCUGGGUCUCAUACCUUGCAUCAACACGAAUCAGGAAAACUCGCAAACAAAUUCAGCCGAGCUUUCGCACAGUCGUACCACAAAUCGUGACUAA
Candidula unifasciata is the source of this 1170-nucleotide messenger RNA. The record is from the annotation of a GenBank genome assembly. Lineage: Eukaryota; Metazoa; Mollusca; Gastropoda; Stylommatophora; Geomitridae.